AAUUGUUUUCCGUGUAUUCUAAAACGAAAGUAAAACAUUUUUGGAGAACAUUUCACAUCCGCUCUUCGUAAAGUAAGCGGUAUGUUUGGAAUUUGCAAAUGCCAAAUACAAAACCAGAUAGCAGAAUGGAUAGAGAAGGAAUGUCAUUUGGAGCUUCUGUACAGGAUUAGUCUCCAUGGAUGUACCCCUCAGAAGUUCCAUGAGUUAUGUGACAACAAGGGACCUACAGUGACUGUCUUCUACAACACAGACAACAAUCUGUACGGAGGAUACACGUCAAAGAGCUGGGAAAAUAGUGGAGGAUGGUUAAGAGACGAAAAGUCAUUUCUGUUUAAAAUUUUGAGUAACGGUAAAUGGAAACCCAGAAUAUUUUCUCAUAUUAAAACGAACAUAAGUACAAAUGUUUUAAGGAAAAGCAGUUAUGGACCUUGGUUCGAGGAUUUAGGAUCCUUUAGUGGUUCUCUUGAGAAAACCCUUGACCAUUAUUCACUGAGUAAAGGUGGCUUAUUUCGCGGCAGUUACUAUGACGUUGGAGGAGAGAACGCACAAUCCAUUGCAAACGGACAUAAUAAUGUCUUCGACCUAGAGGUAUAUCUCGUUAAAGAUGGUCCACAGAUUAACACCUGUGAUCCUUGGAGAGAUCCACCAGUCUGGGAACCAGCGACGUUUCUUGAACUUAAAAACUACGUAUUAGACUAUGUUCCUAUGGAAGAAGUUGAAGUCCCAGAAGCAAACAUUCUUCUUGUUGGACAAGUUGGUGCUGGGAAAUCAAGUUUGCUUAACACUUUCAAUUCCAUAUUUAAAGGAGAAGUGACGUCACGAGCCUGGACAGGAAGUUCUGAACACAGCAUCACUACAAGUGUAAAACGCUAUAAAUUUUCCCUCCGGGAGUAG
Molecule: messenger RNA, 894 nt
Organism: Saccostrea cuccullata (small rock oyster)
Lineage: Eukaryota; Metazoa; Mollusca; Bivalvia; Ostreida; Ostreidae
Exons: 4
Coding region: 82-894 (270 amino acids)
Source: RefSeq, a predicted model, not a curated record